UCUUUUGAUGAUAACAAAAUCCUAACUGUCAUCUCCUACCACACCCACUCUAAACACUCACUCCACGUCUCUCUCUCCUCAAUGACUAUCACCUGCACUCAAUCUCUCUGUAAAUCCCCCGCCUUUCUUCUCCCUCCUACUUUCCCGGGUUCCCCUUGUUUCACUAGGAGCCCCGAACCGAACCCAUUUUCCAGAAACAGAGAAUCCAAGUUUUACACAGAGAGAAGGAUCGGCAGUCAAAACAGAAGAGGUGGGGGUGGGAGUGUCUGCGGGGUGGUGGUAUUCCCAAUUGAUCCAUGGGCGCCCAGCAUUGACUCACAGAGCAUAGCUUCCCAGCUGUUUGCAGCUUCUCUGUUUCCCUACCUGGGUUUCUUGUACUUCAUCACCAAAUCCAAGUCUGCCCCUAAGCUCACCCUCUUCGGGUUCUACUUCUUGCUUGCCUUUGUGGGGGCCACCAUUCCUGCUGGAAUUUACGCAAAGGUGAACUAUGGCACUUCAUUGGCAAAUGUCGAUUGGUUGCAUGGCGGGGCUGAGGCACUUCUCACUCUGACCAACAUUUUUAUUGUGUUGGGGUUGAGAGGAGCUCUUAGAGAAGCUGGGGAUGCAGAAGAAGGAACAUCAACUCCUAUUCCCGGGUUGAAGGACGAGACCGAAACUUCUGCUUAGGUGCAGCAGACGGCUUUCCCUUAUGUUCAUUCACUGUAUGUAGAGUUGCAACGUCUUUACUGCUUUUUUUUUUUUUUUUUUUUGUGGAGUCUUGAAUAUUGUCAAUCUACAGUCAUAUAUUUGCUUAUAUUCCUACAAUAUCCUUAUCUUUCUGA
Pyrus x bretschneideri (Chinese white pear) is the source of this 821-nucleotide messenger RNA. RefSeq lists its product as uncharacterized. NCBI's taxonomy places the organism in Eukaryota, Viridiplantae, Streptophyta, Magnoliopsida, Rosales, Rosaceae. The record is from RefSeq and is a predicted model, not a curated record. The coding region runs from base 82 to 666 and encodes 194 amino acids. The transcript is spliced from 3 exons.